Myxocyprinus asiaticus (Chinese sucker) is the source of this 2161-nucleotide messenger RNA. Its product is annotated as schwannomin-interacting protein 1-like. Gene Ontology annotation, biological process: positive regulation of hippo signaling. The record is from RefSeq and is a predicted model, not a curated record. Gene Ontology annotation, cellular component: cell junction; plasma membrane. The transcript is spliced from 9 exons. Lineage: Eukaryota; Metazoa; Chordata; Actinopteri; Cypriniformes; Catostomidae. Bases 334 to 1620 code for a protein of 428 amino acids.
UCUCUGUCCGUGUGUUCUGAACGAUUCUAUUUUUGACCGGCGGAGAUCCGCCAUGACCGCGGACAGUGUGCGCAGAACCGGAGCUUCAAUAGCGCUCAAUCUCGAGCAGUGAACCGUCCGUCGGAUAUAAACAUGUCCUGAGAGUUCAUCAGAGAAGAUGACAACCUACUCCGAGAGCCCCCCAAAGACAUCAAAUAUUUACUCCAUUUCCCAUUAAAAGAAUCCCAUAUCCCCAACCUUCUACAUAUUACCUCUUCGAAGGCUGCCACUGACUUCCAACCCCUUAAAAUAAUCUGCCUGCCUAUCAUCACACUGGAUUAUCGGGAGGAUGGCAUGGACCUGGGCAGUGAUCUCUCCAGUCGCUCCAGUUCAGAGUCCAACUCUAACAAGGUGACACCAUGUUCUGAGUACAAGUCUUCUCCCAGUCUGGAGCUGGCCGGACUCGAGGACUACGAGGAAGACGAGGACUACCAGCAAUACAAGAAGAGGGUGCUGGUGGACUGGGAGCGUGAGUACGGUGGAAACUACGCAGAAAACCAGCAGCUGGAGGCCUUCGGCCACACCGGAGCGAUCCUUGAGUCCAUCAACAGCUACAGUCUGGCCGAGGAGUUCCAGAACGUCAAGACGCCUGCUGCUCCACCCGAGGAACUGAAGCAAAACGGGAACUUGAUUGUGCCAUGUGCCGGCGCCCCCUCGCCCGGUGAGGCUCAGACUCUGGGCAGAUCCAGCCAGAGGAGCGCGGUGACAACAGGUGAACAAGUUGAAUCAGGAAGAGGAUACAGAGAAGAAUGUGUGGAGGAGAGCCAGCUUCCUGCCAUGGAUUGGGCGGCUCUGGAGAGGCAUCUGGCAGGUCUGCAGUUCAGAGAACAACAGAAACACAAUCACGGCCUGAACCGCACCAACUCCACCAACGCUCAAAAGAGUGAGCGUGAAUCCAUCCGGCAGAAGUUGGCACUGGGAAGUUUCUUUGACGAUGGGCCGGGCAUCUACACCAGCUGCAGUAAAAGCGGCAAACCCAGUCUGUCCUCACGACUUCAGAGUGGCAUGAAUCUGCAGAUCUGCUUCGUAAACGACAGUGGAAGUGACAAAGACAGCGAUGCAGAUGACAGCAAAACAGAGACCAGCCUUGAUACACCACUGUCACCCAUGAGCAAACAGAGCUCGUCGUACUCAGACAGGGACACGACAGAGGACGACUCAGAGUCUCUGGAGGACAUGGAUUUCCUGAGCCGUCAGAAGAAGCUGCAGGCCGAGGCGAAGCUGGCUCUAGCGAUGGCCAAACCCAUGGCCAAGAUGCAGGUGCAGGUGGAGAAACAGAACCGCAAGAAGUCCCCUGUUGCAGACCUGCUUCCUCACAUGCCGCACAUCAGUGAGUGUUUGAUGAAGAGGAGUUUGAAACACACAGAUCUCAGAGACAUGACCCUCGGACAGCUACAGGUCAUAGUGAAUGACCUGCACUCACAGAUCGAGGGUCUGAAUGAGGAGCUGGUGCAGCUGUUACUGAUGCGAGAUGAACUGCAGAUGGAGCAGGACGCCAUGUUAGUGGACAUCGAAGAUCUGACCAGGCGUGCUCAGAGUCAGCAGAAACACAUGUCCGAGAAGACUUUGUCCUCCAAAUGAAGCCAUCACACCAUCAGUUCACAGGACAGACACAUUCCCUUCUGUCAUAACAGCUGAUGAACGCUCACAUUCAUGGACCACACAAUGUCACAUUUAGCGGGACGUCCCUGGAUUCCUGCACUGUGGUUGGCUAUCGCUUCGUCAUACAUUUAUUUCAAUCUUUUAUUGUUGCCACAUUAAAUUAGAACUGUCAAAACAAAAAAUGGUGGAAAAAUAUCAAGUGAGAAGCUCAAUUCAAAUAAUUACAAAAUAAUAAUAUAAGCAUAAAGUAACUGUUGAGACAUUUCAGUUGGACAGUAUUUAAAGAAGCAAAAGCCUCUUUAUGAUGCGCACAAACUGAAGGUGCUCGAGAGGAAACAUGUCUGCCUUGUUAGUCGACUUGUAGCUUUUGGUAACGUUCUCUCCGAUUGUUUUUCAACAUUUUGUGAAUGUUGAUUCUGACACAAGUGUGUUAAUAUUAUUUUCAUUCUAUUGUAUUCAGAUUCUUUAUUUGAGGGACAAGUGCUUAUGUACAGAUAUGUAUAAAAAAAAAACAAAUAAA